Molecule: messenger RNA, 2640 nt
Organism: Phialemonium atrogriseum
Lineage: Eukaryota; Fungi; Ascomycota; Sordariomycetes; Cephalothecales; Cephalothecaceae
Product: regulator of G protein signaling domain-containing protein
Exons: 3
Coding region: 464-2518 (684 amino acids)
Biological process (GO): intracellular signal transduction
Source: RefSeq, a predicted model, not a curated record
GUGCUACUUCUAAUCUCCUAAUUUAUUUGUGCUGCCGGGCUGCCUCGGCUUGAAGAGCGGUGGAGAAGUGAGGGAAUGACGGAGAAUGGAGCAUUGCUUUUUCCCCCCCUUUGAGUCGGGCAGGUGGCAGUUCCACUUGUAAAGGGCAUGCAGGCCGUAUCCCUGUCAGAGACCCUGCUGUUUCCCCACUGUCUUUGUGAUGUACUCUGGAUUCUGUACCAGUACUUCCACACUUUCAUCCAAGGCGUCCCCACUCCCUUGUGCCACCGCCCCUCCUGGCUUCCUCUGCCUCACCCGGUUCGUUCUGCUGAUUCAAAAAGUCCCUUCUUUUUAUUCUUCUGUUUCAUUUCGCCUUGUUGAACAGGAGUCUGUUCCACCGCCACAGGAUAGCGCACACUUGCCCAUACAAAACCGCCCGCGGUCCACCCUGCCCACAUUUCUCACUGACUCUCGUUAUUAUUAGAUGGCCGCAGCCUCCCACUCCAACCCGCUGUCCACCACGACCAAUUCCUACACGACACAGGGAGAGACAUCAAACAGGCCGCCAUCCUCCACCAAUCCCUCCGUUGAACCGCCCACUGACCGCCCAAUUGGCUCUGUCGCCGCCUCUCGACAGCAGCUUCAGAGCACCUCGUCCACCGGCUCUUCCUCCGGCAGCCAGAAGCCCGGCAGCCUGUUCGCCUUCGCUGCUGCCGCCAUUGACAAGACCUUCGCAGGCAUUGCCGAGCCGCGGGUUCGGCCCCGACAAUCCUUGAGUCGACUUUCUAUCGGCCCGGACUCGAUCCUCUCCAACGGGCAGCCCAGCCCGGCGAAAGCCUCUUCUCGCAAUCGCACCUCUUCGUCCGCCUUCUCCUCGUCUUCUACCCUCCCCGGAGACGCCAAGUUUUUGAACCCGCCAUCGCUGUUGAAGGACCCACCCUCUCAACCCUACAGUGAGACGGAUCCGACAAGACCGCUCCCGAUCCAUCUCCCCCGUGUGGACAGCAAGAUGCACCAAACAUCAUCCAGGUUACUACGUAUGACGGACGACGAUAGGCCGUUCACAAGAGAUUUCAAAGAUCUCUUCGGCACAUUGAUCGUCAGCCUCCUUCCGCUCUCGGCGCAUCGCGUGCGAUUGACCAAAGUCGAGCACACCUUCCUAUCCGAGGAUGCCAUUAAUAACCUGGGGUCGCUCAAAUUCUCGCAGUCAAAUAGGAUGCCAGAUCCCAAGGAUCCGUCCCGGAUUGUGACGACUACCACUACCACAACCUUUUCUAUGGCGAGGGAUAUGGCCCGGUCCAUAUGCCAGAGAUUUGUCGAUGCGAGGUUUAUCGAAUCCGCAGACGGAAGAUACCAACAGGUGUACAAUAUGAAGGGCUCCGUUUGGCAGCUGACGCCAAAAGGAGUGUGCAUUUUGGAUCGGUUCUGUUCAAGAAACGGCAUCCAACAAAAGCAAGUGGCGGAGCUUGUCAGCACCUGCAUGGCACAUCUGGUGAUCCUCGAACGAAGCGGGCAAACAGACAAGCUCGUGAUGGAUCGUGACACUAUCGAAGUCAUUUUCAGGAGAUUUGUGGGCUCAAACGGAACCAAUGUGAAGUCGAGCGUCAGCUCGGCGGACUCGGAUUCCUUGAACGAUUACCGCGACGGACUUACAGGUGUUAAGAUGGCCGGAGAGCGCAAAGUAGGCGGGAAGACGUUCAAGGAUACCUUCACUGGAAAGGCCGCUACCGACUGGCUUAUGGACUGUUGCACGACGGUUGACCGGAGGGAGACGAUCGAAAUGGCUGCUUUCUUCGUCGAGUACGGCCUAAUCGAAAGCAUACAAUCGGAUCGAUCGUACAUGAUCCAGAACCCAGGCAACAGUCUGUUCCAACCCACCAAGCAUUCCAUCUACCAGCUCACGGCCAAAGGAAAGGAUAUAGUCAACGGCGCGCUGGCGCGAGGACGGCCCUCGGAGAGCGAGGGCCCGUCAGCAUCGGCGAGGGCGGGCAUCGCCCGAGAUUCCAACACGCAGCGGCUGGACAAGAUCCUCAACGACGCUGCUCUACGCCUGUUGUUCCGCGAGAACCUGAGGGAGACGCAUUGCGAGGAGAACCUCUCCUUCUAUGUCGAGGUGGACGAGUUUGUGCGCCAUUCCCGUGGAGCCAUCAGGACAGCGCAGAAGAGCCCCAACAGCACAGCCUCGGCGGACGGCAUCAAGGAAAUCAUGGCCCAAGCAUACGGCAUCUACAACGCCUUCCUGGCCCCUGGCUCUCCGUGCGAGCUGAACAUUGACCACCAGCUGCGGAAUAACCUUGCAACACGGAUGACGAAGGCUGUCGGACAAGAUGUCGCCAUGAUAGAUACCCUUCACGAGGUCAUGUCACUCUUCGAAGACGCUCAGAAUGCUGUCUUCAAACUCAUGGCGAGCGACUCUGUGCCGAAGUUCCUUCGCAGCCCGAAGUACGAGCAGACACUGAAGAAUUACGAUUUCGAUGCGAUUGUCGUCGGCUCAGGUCGCAUCCCCGAGCGCAGCCAGAGCAGAUCAAACCGCAAGUGACCCACAUAACCUACCAAUCAAACAUUGCGGACUCUACGAAUCCUCCGAUCGCAUGGAUCCGGAAUCAGCAGCAUCCAUCCCCCCUCUGCGCAUCAUAUGGCUUCUCAUCGCUCUGUCCUACC